Messenger RNA from Harmonia axyridis, 4990 nucleotides. RefSeq names its product soluble guanylate cyclase 88E (gene Gyc88E). Gene Ontology annotation, biological process: response to oxygen levels; cGMP biosynthetic process; nitric oxide-cGMP-mediated signaling. The record is from RefSeq and is a predicted model, not a curated record. Bases 255 to 3008 code for a protein of 917 amino acids. Gene Ontology annotation, cellular component: guanylate cyclase complex, soluble. NCBI's taxonomy places the organism in Eukaryota, Metazoa, Arthropoda, Insecta, Coleoptera, Coccinellidae. The transcript is spliced from 13 exons. Gene Ontology annotation, molecular function: guanylate cyclase activity; oxygen sensor activity; heme binding.
AGUUUCGAAAAUCCGCCUGUCCCGAAUCAACUGGUGGGACCGCUUGUCGCAGCUUUUAUCGAAGCAUGCUGUGGCUAAGCUUGUCGGCACGUUGGAAAAUUUUCGGUGCUAGUUUUUGAGGCCCCGUUUUUUCAUUCGAGAAAGAGGGCAGGUGCAUCGCGAAAAAUGACCCUGAUGACUCUGCCAGGACUGUAUUGUGCAGAUUUUUUGUAGACAUUUUCGGAUUGAGGGGUUGUAAAAAAAAAUAAGUGAUAAUGUAUGGCCUCAUUCUGGAGAAUAUGGCUGAGUACAUCAAGCAGACAUAUGGAGAGGAAAAAUGGGAGGAGAUUAGACGAGCAGCGGGGGUUGAAACCCCUUGUUUCAGUACUCAUCAGGUUUACUCAGAAGCCUUUAUACCACGUCUGUCUAAAAAAGCAGUACAAAUCCUGAACGUUGGGGAGAAGGAGUUCUUCGAUCAGAUGGGGGUGUUCUUCAUCAGUUUCGUGAGUCAAUACGGCUACGACAGAGUUCUGUCGGUCUUGGGCCGACACAUGAGAGAUUUCCUGAACGGACUAGACAACCUACACGAGUAUCUCAAGUUUUCGUAUCCCAGGAUGAGAGCGCCCAGUUUCAUCUGCGAGAACGAGACGAAACAGGGGCUUACGCUGCAUUACAGGAGCAAACGAAGGGGCUUUGUUUACUACACGAUGGGGCAGAUCAGAGAGGUGGCCAGGCACUUUUAUCACAAGGAGAUGAAGAUCGAACUCAUCAGGGAGGAGAUUCUCUUCGACAUGGUCCACGUCACUUUCCAACUGACGUUCGAUAACAGGGCCUUCACACUGGCCUCACUGGCGAUGACCAGAGAAGAAAAGCAUCUUCCAAUAAGUGCAUCUGUUCUGUUCGAGAUAUUUCCAUUUUGUAUUGUUUUCGGGUCCGACAUGGUUGUGAGAAGUAUAGGAAACUCUCUGAUGGUAAUAAUGCCAGAUCUCAUAGGAAAAAGAAUAACGAACUGGUUCGAUCUAGUCAGACCCUUAACAGCGUUCAAAUUCCAAACGAUUCUGAACAGGACCAACAACAUUUUCGAACUGGUGUCCGUCGAACCCAUAAUCAACGAAAAACCUAAUGAUCGUCCCACAGACAUCCUAUUCAGUGACGACAUGGAAUCAACAGAAGACAAGAGUUUGAGGCUCAAAGGUCAGAUGAUCUACAUGGACAACUGGAAGAUGAUGAUGUAUCUGGGUACGCCGGUGAUGCCGGACUUGAAUUCUCUCAUUAAUUCAGGGUUGUAUAUCAACGAUUUGUCGAUGCACGACUUCAGCAGGGAUCUGAUGCUGGCCGGAACGCAGCAGUCGGUGGAGCUGAAACUGGCGCUGGACCAGGAGCAGCAAAAGAGCAAGAAGUUGGAAGAGAGCAUGCGGAAGCUGGACGAAGAGAUGAGAAGAACUGACGAGCUGCUCUAUCAGAUGAUACCGAAACAAGUUGCUGACAGGCUUAGAAAAGGGGAGAAUCCCAUCGAUACGUGUGAGAUGUUCGAUUCAGUGUCAAUACUCUUCUCUGAUGUGGUCACCUUCACCGAAAUAUGCAGUAGAAUAACACCUAUGGAAGUUGUGUCUAUGCUCAACGGGAUGUACUCGAUAUUCGACAAAUUGACUGAGAGAAAUCACGUCUAUAAGGUAGAAACCAUCGGAGAUGCCUACAUGGUGGUGUCCGGGGCCCCUGAAAAGGAGGGUAACCACGCGGAGAGGGUUUGCGACAUGGCUCUGGACAUGGUGGAGGCCAUAACAGACCUCAAGGAUCCAUCUACAGGCCUUCAUCUGAAGAUACGAGUUGGCGUCCAUUCUGGUGCAGUUGUGGCAGGGAUAGUUGGCCUGAAGAUGCCCCGUUACUGCCUAUUCGGAGAUAGCGUGAACACAGCAUCCCGUAUGGAGUCGACAUCCGAAGAGAUGAAGGUCCAUAUUUCGGAAUAUACGAGGGUGUUCCUGCCUUCUUCCUACAGGGUAGCAGAGAGAGGGGAGAUACAGAUAAAGGGUAAAGGUAGCAUGAGGACUUUUUGGCUUGAAGGCAAAGAAAACCGGAUACCCCUGGACAGAAACUUAGAACCGCCAGUGAUAAGUAGCAAAGUGAUAAUGGUGAAUCAAGAAAGAAUACUCUUUUCCCCCAUACGUAAAAGUGAAGACCGAAGGACCGGAAGCUAUACUCCAAUAACAUUUAAAGACGUGGCACGAAGAAGCAUUGCCAAUUCUCCCAUGAAAUACUCUUCAGUUAAAGAAUCCCGAUCAAACUCAAUAGGGGCAUUCUAUGCAUCGAGCGGCAACGCGUCUGAACUCUUCGGAUCGACAAUUUCCGAUCUCAGCCCUGAAACCAGCUUCGACCUGUCUUCUGCCAACAUCUCAGUCCCCCCCACCUGUCACUUCAGGAGCAGGUGUACGACGGCGCCUCCUAGGACCGAACACAAGACGGAAAUUAGCCUAACAGCCCAAGGAAAACCCUCCGACCUUCCCCCAGGACAACUGGUAUGCGCUAUUAACAGGGAGACGUGCAAGAACGAGGAGGAAACCUGCCAGAAGAAUCCAUCUUGCAACACCCUCGAGCUGCCUCAGAUCCAGAGCGCAUGCUGCGAGAAGCAAUUUGUGGAGCCUGCCAUCUGUGGUCUCCAGACCAUGACGAAGAGCCAGGUGCUCUACACCACAAGGGAAAACUUUGAGAACUGCCAAGAGGAAGCCUCAAACGCUUGCAAGAACCAGCAGUGCAAAGAAUCGAAAUACGAAUUUGGGAAGAGCAUGCACGAAUACGCAAAAAAGCUAGGAAAAUCGAAGUCAGAUAAAAAGGUUCACGUAAAAGAGACGGAUACUCAGGUUUGCACUUCUACAACUCCUAGUUCCGGUAGCCACAAUCUUAAAAAGACCACAGGACACCAUCAUCACUACCAAAAUUCUCACAUGCGUCACCAUAACCAUCAGCAGUGCUGUUCUGGUUUUGGAGCUGGCAACAGACAUAGGUUCCAAAGUAAUGCUUGUGUGAUAUUUUAGUCUGAUUUUUUUAUAGCUGUUCAAUGGUCCGAUUUGAAGAUGGGAAUGUAGAGAAUUGUGGUCCCUCUAGUAAUUAUCUUGAACGUCAAGCCACAAGUAAUGCUUGUGUGAUAUUUUAGUCUCAUUUUUUUUAUAGCUGUUCAAUGGUCCGAUUUGAAGAUGGGAAUGUAGAGAAUUGUGGUCCCUCUAGUAAUUAUCUUGAACGUCAAGCCUUGUGUGAUAUUUUAUUCUGAUUUUUUUUAUAGCUGUUCAAUGGUCCGAUUUGAAGAUGGGAAUGUAGAGAAUUGUAGUCCCUCUAGUAAUUAUCUUGAACGUCAAGCCACAUUCAUUUCAUUUUAAUCGAUUACUAGUCAAUAUUCUUCACUAGAAAAACAUAUUAUCCCUAAUCAAAUUUUUCUUCUACCCUUUGUUAUCUGGCAGUAAUAUAAUUCCACGGAUCUUGAACAGCAAAGUUAUAACUAAAAACGUCCAUUACGAAAAAAGAGUUCAAAAUUUUACAUUCUUUCUAGAAUCUAGAGGGACUAGGUAUUGAGCCAAACGACCAAUUUAAAGAAUUCAUUCUAGUUUACGUUAGCGACUGUGAAUAUCUGUCAAACGUCAAUUGGUUAGGUUAGGUUAUCUGGCAGUAUUAUAAUUCCACGGAUCUUGAACAGCAAAGAUAUAACUAAAAACGUCUAUUACGAAAAAAGAGUUCAAAAUUUUACAUUCUUUCUAGAAUCUAGAGGGACUAGGUAUUGAGCCAAACGACCAAUUUAAAGAAUUCAUUCUAGUUUACGUUAGCUACUGUGAAUAUCUGCCAGACGUCAAUUGGUUAGAUUUGUCAGUUUUUCAAGGGCGUAGAUCACUUUUUUUCUUGAGGGGGUAAUCGAAAAAAAAAUUCGACGACAUUAUUUACUCAUAUCUAUAAUGUGAGAAAAAGAGGUUUGAUAACAAAGUUUGAACCAAAUUACUCGAAAUAAAUAUAUUUUUUUAUUAAAAAUUGGAUUGUUUUUAUCUUAUACGGAGUGUUCCUGAUUCGGAGUUACGAAGGAAAAUGAGAGAGUCCUUGGAUAAUUUUGAAAAUAAAAUGGCCCAUAAACAUGAGCCCGCAAACACUUCGUUUUCGAGAUACAAAAAAAAUCACAGAUGGCAAAUAAGGCACGAUGCCGAGAAAGCAGACAGAUAAAGGAAAAUAAUAAACCUCGGACAAAGACAAGCUGGUAGUGCAAUAAGAGUGCUCAUCUUGAAAGCGAUAAUAAACUCAUAAAUCGGUCCGAUUUUUUACUUACGUGUCGAUUUCAAAGGAAAGUAAAAUGAUUAUUAUUUGUUCAUUAUAUGGAGAAAUUUUUGUCCUUUUCCUUCGCGAGUUUUGUAAAUUUUUAUAUUUUGAAAAUAUUGGGGGGGGGUAAUUACCCCCAGUACCCCCUCCCAUUUCUACGCCCUUGCAGUUUUUCUUCUAUUAAAGAUGGAUUACUGAAAUUCAUUAUUGUUAUAAAUCAUGAUAAUUUAGAAGAAAAUCACUUGCUAAUUGGGAUACUGAGUGAAAGAUCGACAACUGACACUAAUGACAGAUAUUCAUUGAUAGCAACUGUGUAUGGACCUGGAAUUUUAAAAGAAUAAGAGUUUCUUGUUAACUUUAAGGCAAACCUGAAUCAAAAUAGUGUAUUUCGUUUGUACCUAGAUACAUAUCACUUCUCCCAAAGUCGAAUCGAAAUAAUCAUUCAGUAUGUAUUUCUGAGGUAUCUGUUGUAUAUAUUUUUUUAAUUUUCAGUUAUAUUCUCAAGUCAAUAACAAAAAUAAUGUGUAUUAAAUUUUUUGAACAUAGUUAUGUGACAGCCGUUUGUACAAAUCAUUGAAUUUCAAGUGGAGAAAAUAAUUCUCAUUUGCUAAUAUUUUUUGAUGUAAAAUAAUUAUUUAUUGUAAUGUGAGUUGUUUAGUUUUAUGAUAAUGUCGAAAUAUAUGUUAUAUUAAAAAUGAAAGUACAUUAAAAUUUUUCAUUAGUC